AUGCAUUUCUGGGUUUGCACCGAGUUGACUCUUAACGGAAAUCCCAAAACUUUAUCACUCAAGUGGUCUCUUUAUGAGAAUGAGGAGAAAGUUACUCCAUUGCAGGGAAAGGGUAGAGAAGUGGAGGGGAUGUCAAGCAGCAGAAAUACCCACUGGUGUUAUAGAUGCAGGCGGCCAGUUCGGCUGCGAGGGCGAGAUGCAGUUUGCCCCUACUGCAGUGGAGGAUUUGUCCAAGAACUUGAUGAUAUGAAUCGCAUCAGUCCAUUGGAUUUUUUUGGAAUGGACAGUGAUGAUGAUCGUGACCAGAGGUUUGGGCUCAUGGAAGCUUUCUCGGCCUUUAUGAGGCAGCGAAUGGCAGAUGGAAGCCAUAAUCAUGAUAUCAGAUCUAGAUCAGAUUCAAUUCCUGAACAUAAUCCAGGUCUUGGUCCUCUGUUGAUCUUCGGUGGCCAAAUUCCUUUUAGGUUGUCUAGAAAUGGUGGGUUUGAAGCUCUCUUUUCUGGGGCACCUGGUGUUGCCUUUUCAAGGGGUAAUGCCGGUGAUUAUUUUAUAGGCCCUGGACUUGAAGAAUUGUUUGAACAGCUUUCAGCUAAUGAUCGACGAGGCCCUCCCCCAGCAACUCGCUCAUCAAUUGAUGCGAUGCCAACUGUUAAGAUCACACAAAGGCAUCUUCGCACUGAUUCACAUUGUCCAGUCUGCAAAGAUAAAUUUGAGCUGGGUUCUGAAGCAAGGCAAAUGCCAUGUAAUCAUUUAUAUCACACAGAUUGCAUUGUACCAUGGCUAGUCCAGCACAACUCAUGCCCAGUUUGUCGCCAGGAGCUACCACCACAAGGAUCAAGUAGCGGACACAGUUAUCAAAGCUCAAGCUCUCGAAGCAGAAGCAGCAAUUAUAGUGGUAGGGAGAAUAGCAGGGAAGGAAGACGCAAUCCAUUUUCUUAUCUGUGGCCCUUCCGCUCAUCCAAUUCAAGCUCUAACCAUGAUGAGACUCCUGGAAGCAGCUCACCAACCAUGCAUGAAAACAACCACCAGAUGGGGUAUUCAGGAUGGCCUUUUAACUAG
This is a messenger RNA of Dovyalis caffra, 1056 nucleotides long. The record is from the annotation of a GenBank genome assembly. Lineage: Eukaryota; Viridiplantae; Streptophyta; Magnoliopsida; Malpighiales; Salicaceae.